CCUGAGCAAGGUGGGACCCCCUCCUCUUGCAAUCUGAAACCUCUGUGGCCAAGCUUCCUGUCCUGUGGGGGCCCCUGCCUGCGCCCCAUCAUCCUGUCUGCGACCUCAGAGACCAUCUUCCUGCAGAAGGCCGGCCACCAUGGUGUCCCCGGGGCCACCCCAGCUGCUCAGCCUCUUGGUCCUCUGCUGCAUGCUGACCCCAGGCAUCUGGGGGCAAAAGUUCCAGCUCUGGGUAGAGCCUCAGAACGCUCUGGUGCUUGCCGGCACGUCCAUCCUGCUAAACUGCUCUACAGACUGCCCCCAGCCCAACAAGAUAAUCCUGGAGACCUACCUGUCCAAGAAGAUGGUGGCCAGCAGCCAGGGCUGGGAGACCUUCGAGCUGACUAAUGUGACCGAAGAUGCUGUGGUCAUUUGUGCCACCCGCUGCCAGCAAGACCAGAUCACCAACUCCUCCAGGGUCGUCACUUAUGGGUUCCCCGCGAGUGUAGACCUGGCCCCUUUGCCCCCGUGGCUGCCGGUGGGUGAAAAUCUCACUCUGAGCUGCCAGGUAGCGGGAGGGGCGCCCCGGAACAACCUCACGGCGGUGCUGCUCCGCGGGGAUGAGGAGCUGAGUCGGCAGCCUGUGCUGGGGGUUUCCGCCGACGUGGUGGAGGUCACGGCCACAGUGCGGGCGCGCCGCGAGGACCACGGCGCCAAUUUCUCCUGCCGCACGGAACUGGAUCUGCGUCCCCUAGGGCUGGGACUGUUCGAGAACAGCUCGGCCCCCAGGAAGCUCCGAACUUAUGUCUUGCCUGGCAACAGCCCACGCAACACCGUGCGCCGCUAUUUGGAGGUGGGGAAGUUGUGGCCGGUGAACUGCAGCCUGGACGGGCUGUUCCCCGUCUCCGAGGCCCGGGUCCAGCUGAUGCUGGGGAACCAGAUGCUGCAUCCCGUAGUCUCUAUCCAAGGGGACACGCUGACGGCAGUGGCCAUGGUCAACGAGAGCGAGGCGCAGGAGGGCGCCCACGAGCUCGUUUGCAGCGUUACCCUGGGAGGCGAGAGCCGCGAGUCUCGGGAGAAUGUGACCUUCUUCAGUAAGGACGGUUUCCCGGGGCCCAAUCUGACUCUGAGCGAGUCCAACGUCCCCGAAGGGACCACAGUGAACGUGAUUUGUGCGGCCGGGCCCCGAGUCCGGGUCCAGCUGCAUGGUCUUCCGGCCGCUGGCCCGGGGCAGCCAAUCAAGCUUCAGCUAAAUGCCACGGAAAAAGACGACAGGCGCACUUUCUUCUGCAGUGCCAUCCUCGAGGUGGAGGGGGAGACCCUGCACAAGAACAAGAGCGUCCAGCUGCGAGUCCUCUACGGUCCCAAGAUUGACAGAGCCAGGUGUCCUCAGCGUUUGAUAUGGAAAGAGGAAACUACCCAUGUUCUGGACUGCAAGGCCCGGGGUAACCCAGACCCCCUAUUGAAGUGUUCGCAGAACAGAUCCGGGCAUCCGGUGCCAGUGGGGACCCCGUUCUUCGUCAGGUUAAACUACAGCGGUACCUACCACUGCCAGGCGAUCAAUUCACUGGGCACGUACACUCUGAUGGUGGAGAUUAACGUUCAGGAGCGUAACCCGGUCAGCGUCACUAUCAUCUUGAUAGUGUUAGCGGUCCUGGGCGUGGCGACUGUCGGAGCAGGCGUUGCCUACGUCUCCCGGUUUCAGAAACGGAGUGACAGCUAUCACGUGAAGCAGGAGGGCAAGUGGUUGUCUCUUCCGCCUCAGUCCAACGAGGCAGAGGCGGAGGUGGCAGUCUGAGCCCGGGAG
Sorex araneus (European shrew) is the source of this 1786-nucleotide messenger RNA. It is a transcript of the gene ICAM3, whose product is annotated as intercellular adhesion molecule 3. The transcript has 7 exons. The record is from RefSeq and is a predicted model, not a curated record. Gene Ontology annotation, biological process: cell-cell adhesion. The coding region runs from base 140 to 1777 and encodes 545 amino acids. NCBI's taxonomy places the organism in Eukaryota, Metazoa, Chordata, Mammalia, Eulipotyphla, Soricidae. Gene Ontology annotation, cellular component: membrane. Gene Ontology annotation, molecular function: integrin binding.